UCACAUAUUGGUUGGGCCAAAAAAAAAAUCACAUAUUGGUUAGAAAAUAUUAUUAGAGAUAUAUAAUUAGUUACUAGCAACUAACUAUAUCUCUAACAAAUAAAAAAAAGCAAUGGAAUUCAUUGAUUUUCUCUUUGCAAUGAAACCUCUUUUUCCAAUACUAAUAGCAAUUGGUUUAGCUGGUUUUAUCAUCAAAAUCCAUGGCAUUAGAAAUUUUGACAAGAAAAGAAAAUAUCACCCUGUUGCUGGCACAGUCUUGCACGAACUGUUCAACUUUCAUAGGCUGCUUGAGUACUCGACUGACAUCACAAGCAAACGAAAAAUUUAUAGGUUGCUUAGCUUCAAUAGAAGUGAAGUGUACACUUCAGAUCCUGCUAAUAUUGAGCAUAUACUGGCGACGAACUUCUCAAACUAUGGCAAGGGUUGGUAUCACCAUAGUGUCUUGGAAGAUCUACUGGGAGAUGGUAUAUUUACAAUAGAUGGAGAGAAGUGGCGACAUCAGCAAGCUAUCAAUUCUCAACUAAGUUAUUGAGAGACUUCAGCAGCUCACUGUUUAAAUCUAAUGCGGUAAAACUUGCAGGUAGAGCUGUCAAAACGGGCCGACCUGAAAGCCCGAAUAAAAUAUAGGGCUUGGGCCUAAUAAUUGCAGCCCGAAUUUUUCCAGGGCUUUUUAGCUCGGCCCGAAAAAGCCCGGAGCCCGUUCGGGCCACGGGCAGCCCGCAAAAAACAUUAGGUUCACACCACUUUAAUUUGUGGCAUAAAUAAUGGAUCAAGUAUAUAUAAUGGAUCGAUCUUUUCCAACCCUUCCUCUCCUUGAAUAAUUUUCUAACAAGGACUUGAGGUGAGAACAUUUAUUUUUCCAAAAAGAUGCCAGCAAGGUUAUCAAAUUCUCCAGUUAACUUGCAUGUAAAAUCUCUUUUUUGAUAAACUCUUAUGAGCUCAAGUAAACUUUGAUAAAAUUAGUAAAAUCUUGAUUUUAUCUCACUCUCAAGUUUGACAACAUAGGAUGUCAGUUAAAUGGUAAGAGUCUCGUUUGCUAUCUCAACUUAAUUCAAAUAUACUUAAAUACAGAUACAAUUUUGUUUUUUGUUCAAGUAACCUAAUGACUAGAAUUCACUUUAAGUUAAGUGUUUGGGGUUUGAACGCCGACCUCUGCAUAUAACAAUGCAUUUUUACUACCAUCUGAGUUAUGUUCACGAAGACUUUUUCACUUUCUCUUUAUUUUAAGCAACAUGGAAUACAU
Medicago truncatula (barrel medic) is the source of this 1243-nucleotide messenger RNA. Its product is annotated as cytochrome P450 704C1. The record is from RefSeq and is a predicted model, not a curated record. Gene Ontology annotation, molecular function: oxidoreductase activity, acting on paired donors, with incorporation or reduction of molecular oxygen; iron ion binding; monooxygenase activity. The coding region runs from base 113 to 532 and encodes 139 amino acids. The transcript has 2 exons. Lineage: Eukaryota; Viridiplantae; Streptophyta; Magnoliopsida; Fabales; Fabaceae.